Messenger RNA from Malaclemys terrapin pileata, 1546 nucleotides. RefSeq names its product gem nuclear organelle associated protein 2 (gene GEMIN2). The transcript is spliced from 11 exons. Gene Ontology annotation, cellular component: spliceosomal complex; SMN complex; nucleus. Lineage: Eukaryota; Metazoa; Chordata; Testudines; Emydidae. The coding region runs from base 98 to 1069 and encodes 323 amino acids. The record is from RefSeq and is a predicted model, not a curated record. Gene Ontology annotation, biological process: spliceosomal complex assembly; spliceosomal snRNP assembly.
UCCUCGACCAGCAGUCCAGGCGGCCCCGGAGUAAGCGGCGUCCCUCAGCGCGCCUGCGCCCUGCGACUCCCCGGGGGGCAACGGCCGUCGCGCGCAGAUGGAGUCCGCGGUGGAGGAGUUGAUGCCCCGGCUCCUGCCUGUGGGGGACUGUGACCUCGCGGAGGAUUUCGACCCCACCAUGCCCCCGCGGACGCCCUCGGAGUAUUUAAAGCGGGUCCAGAUUGAAGCAGCACGAUGCCCAGAUGUUGUUGUGGCACAGAUAGACCCUAGAAAGUUGAGAAAGAAGCAGACAGUGAAUAUUUCACUUACAGGAUGCCAUCCUGCCCCUGAGGGAUAUUCUCCAACUCUCAAAUGGCAGCAGCAGCAAGUGUCUCAUUUUUCAGCAGUUCGUCAGAGUUUGAAUAAACACCGAAAUCAUUGGAAGGCACAACAUUUGGACAGCAAUGUUACAAUGCCAAAAUCUGAGGAUGAAGAAGGCUGGAAACUGUUUUGUCUGGGUGAAAAGUUAUAUUCGGAAGCAGCUAUUGCAGUGUCUGGUAAUGAAAACCUAGGAAUUGAUUACAUUAAGUUGCAGUUUGUCUCCUGUGCAGAACAGUCUCCGGGGAACUCUUAUAUGUUAUUCCCUAAGCCUUUUAAGAGUGUGCUUACUAGUAGUGGUAGCAGCAAAGCUGAAGCCACGGAGGCAUCAGGCAUGGGUCUGUACACAGAGGAAGGAGUUCGGGUGAGCAUGUCUGUAUGCAGAGAGAUCGGUUUUCCCCCUUUUUUAAGUAUUGUUAGCAGAAUGAAUCAGGCAACAGUAACUAGCGUCCUGGAAUAUCUGAUAAACUGGUUUGGAGAGAAAGAGUUUACUCCAGAACUGGGCAGAUGGCUUUAUGCUUUGUUGGCAUGUCUUGAAAAGCCUUUGUUGCCUGAAGCCCACUCCCUAAUUCGGCAGUUGGCAAGACGAUGUUCUGAAGUCAGAGUACUAGAGGAGAACAAGAAUGAAGAGAAAGUGUCUGCUCUGAAUUUGCUAAUCUGUUUAGUUAGCAGGUAUUUUGAUCAACGUGAUCUGGCUGACGAGCCCUCCUGAUCCCAGAUCGGGGACAUUAAAUGUCUCACGUCACUAUAAAACCAACACCAGCAUCAGUGUUAAACAGCCAGGUGCAAUGCAGCUCAAAAUGUACCACCUUAGUAGUGAGCUUGAAUGGUGUUGAGCAAAAGACUGCUGGUCUCACUGAAUAAUCCAUGACCUGAAAAGGGUCAGCAGCGAAGUGCCUACCCACUCUCUAUAAGCCUGUUUCUCUGCAAAAACAAGUGAUAUUUAAAGCAGUAAGCAAAUUGAGUUGUUGUGAGCACCCAAGGGUAGUUAAUCCUGAAAAAUUACUUCUGGAGAGUAAGCCUUUUUGUUGAAAUUGAAUUACUCAUGUGAAUAAAGAUUUGCAAGACUGGGCCCCAAGCUUUUUACACAUGAAAGCUCGACGCAGUGAGAAACCUUUUUCAUGAACCCAUCUAAAGAAUCAGAUAUUAAAUGGUUUUGUAAAAGUUUACAAUAAAAUUUUCAAAACUG